AUGGCGCGAUGGGGUCGAAUGUCUUCAAUGCUUGGCAGUGUCAAUGAAUACUCACAUUUAAAAUGGCCAUUAACGUUUGCCAGUUUACUAACAACAUUAUUAGCUUUUAUUCUCCUACUAAGUUUUCGUUCGGACGCGUGGUUUACCUACGAACUGAUUCAUGUUGAUAAUACAUCUAUUGUCACAUCGAAUUCGCCAACAUAUUCUCCAUUGAUUGAGUAUGGCUCAUUAGGUCUCUGGUCAAUAUGUAAUAGUCAUUACGAUGAUCCGAUUAUGAAGUGUGAUCUGUGGACCAGAGUAACCCGACCGCAUUAUUUUAAUGUGAUUAUUGUUCUAAUUACAUGUGCAUUAUUUCUUUCCAAUUUAACCGUUUUCCCAUCAUGGGGUGCGUCAAUUCUGAUUCUCUAUAAUACUGAUAAUCGUUAUAUUCGCCAUAUUGUUGGUUUUAUAUGGAUACUUUUGCUCUUAACGUUAGUCUGUACUAUUGUUCUAAUCAUCGCAAUGUUAUUAAUAGCAUUAACACAGUUCUAUUCUCCAGGAAGAUUUAUUAUUCAAUCUGAUCAUCUGUACUUUCGUUCUGGUCCUGGUUUACAUUAUGCUAGCUUUGCAACAUUUUUGUCGGUUAUUUGUUUAAUCUUGAUUAUUGUGACAUUAUUAUGGAAGAAGAUGAUUGAAAUGAAAAACAACGAAGAAGAAAAAGACCUUCUGAGACAAUUAACUGAUGAUUAUCAACCAGGUUGGCAUCGAAUGGUAAUAGCACCGCGUACACCAUUAGCAAAUGAGCAAGCUGGCGAACCACCACCAUAUCAAUAUUGA
Molecule: messenger RNA, 816 nt
Organism: Adineta ricciae
Lineage: Eukaryota; Metazoa; Rotifera; Eurotatoria; Adinetida; Adinetidae
Source: the annotation of a GenBank genome assembly